AUGUCUCAGCAGGACACAACACCACAUUCCGGUGAUUCCAGCAAUGCGGUUGACACCGGUCUUGAUCUGGAGAAAGGACGCGGACUCGGCCGUCACUUAACAAACACUGUUGUGACCAGCUUCUCCUGGGAAGCCGUCAAUGUCACGGUGAAGGAUCGAAAAUCUGGCCUACCUCUCAAAAUCUUGGACUCCAAUCAUGGCUCCGUGAAGGGUGGGAGCGUCCUGGCAUUGAUGGGUCCAAGUGGUUCGGGCAAAACAACGCUUCUCAACGUGUUGGCCCAUCGCACCUCCACCAUGAAGGGAGAUUUCGAGGGCAAUAUCAUGAUCAAUGGACAAGUGACAAACCAGCAGUCGAUCCGCAAAGUGUCGAGCUACGUGGAACAGGAGGACGCAAUGAUUGGUAUUCUCACGACACAAGAGACUGUCGACUUCGCAGCACGGCUGUCGCUUCAAGGGACCAUGUCCAAAAAGGAAAGGGUUGCCAGAGUCAAUGAACUCAUCGAGUCCUUUGGUCUCCAGCGCCAGAGAGGUACCAUUGUGGGCACACCACUGCGCAAAGGGUUGAGCGGUGGGCAGAAGCGCAGGCUUAGCGUUGCCAGCCAGCUCGUAACGUCCCCACGUAUACUGUUCCUCGACGAGCCUACCAGCGGCCUCGACUCGGCUGCAUCAUUCGAGGUCAUGAACUAUAUCAAGAAGAUUGCCAAGGAGUACAACAUUAUAUGCAUUGCAUCCAUCCACCAGCCCUCGACGACAACUUUCGACUUGUUUGACCAACUGAUGCUCCUCUCCGAAGGCCGAAUGUGCUAUUUUGGCGCUCUAGCUGGCAUCCAUGCCUAUUUCAACAGAAUCAAUCGACCUAUCCCAGUCCACAUCAAUCCAGCCGAAUUUCUCUUGGACUUGGUUAACGGCGACUUUUCACAAGCACGCAACAACGACUCCUCGCAUAACGAACUCAAAUACAUCCAAGACUCAUGGUCGUCGAGCACUGAGUGCAGGAAAGCCAUUAACGAAUGCAGCUCGAUAUCGGCAACUGAAACGUCCCUAUCCAAGCUUCAGUCCUCUCAUCACAAUGUCCUGGCAUUAUCCUGGAUUCUCCUUCACCGGAACUUCAUCAAAUCCUACCGAGACUUCAUCGCCUACGGCACUCGCGUGGCAAUGUACUUCGGCCUGGCUAUCAUGAUGGGCAUGCCUACCUCACUUUAA
Exophiala spinifera is the source of this 1203-nucleotide messenger RNA. RefSeq lists its product as uncharacterized. The transcript has a single exon. The record is from RefSeq and is a predicted model, not a curated record. Bases 1 to 1203 code for a protein of 400 amino acids. Gene Ontology annotation, molecular function: ATP binding; ABC-type transporter activity; ATP hydrolysis activity. Lineage: Eukaryota; Fungi; Ascomycota; Eurotiomycetes; Chaetothyriales; Herpotrichiellaceae.